This is a messenger RNA of Branchiostoma floridae (Florida lancelet), 1934 nucleotides long. RefSeq names its product MARVEL domain-containing protein 1-like. The transcript is spliced from 4 exons. Gene Ontology annotation, cellular component: membrane. The record is from RefSeq and is a predicted model, not a curated record. NCBI's taxonomy places the organism in Eukaryota, Metazoa, Chordata, Leptocardii, Amphioxiformes, Branchiostomatidae. The coding region runs from base 107 to 685 and encodes 192 amino acids.
AUGUUUAACUCCCUCGAGUGUACCUUCCGCGUUGUCUCGCCAAGUGUCGUCUGUUUCAGAGUUUGCCUUCCUGUCACCAGAGUUUGCCUCAAAAGUCAACAAAACUAUGGGUGACGUCAACAACACAGAAGCGGUGGCCGUGGACGCCACGCCAGCCUACGCUCCGACAACCACCACAGCUAGCAUGGUUUCUGCGCCUGCUAUCAACGUGGAAUACAUCCAGAGUUUGUCUGGAAUCUUAAAAAUUCUACAGCUGUUCCUAGGUUUCAUCGCUUGGGUAUGUAUCGCAGCAUCAGGUUACUGUUGCGGGGAAGAAUUCGUCAUGUUCGUGGAAGUGACCGCCUGGCUGACUACCAUCCUACUGCUGGUCGUACACCUACUGAUGCUGCAGACCAAGGCGCCCAUGUCCGCCCUGCCCUGGCCAUUCAUUGAGUUCUGCUAUCACGCGGGAGUGACCCUGAUGUACUUCAUCGCUGCCUGUGUGGUGGCCGCCACUACCGGCAACAGGUCCACGCUCUGGGCAGCGUGGUACAACAGCACCUACAGCGCCGCUUCGGCGUUCAGCUUCUUCACGACCAUCGCGUACGGUAUUGACACCUACCUGUCCUUCCAGGCCUGGCGGGAAGAGCCCCCGGUCAACCGCAAUUUUACCCCGGACCCUCCCGCCCAGCCUGCCGCAGUGUAGUCACCUAAUCUCCAAGCAUAUCCUACGGUAGCAUAAGAUAGUAUCAAAAGAUACCAGAGGAGUGAAGCCGGCCUAGGAGUGAGUUUGGCUACUGGAGUGGCUGAUGACUCCGUUAGGCCAGCUGUACUCCUUAGCCCAGCUUUGAUACUAUCUUAUGCCACUGGUAAAUUUGCAUGAAGAUUAGUCAUUCAUAGAGGAUGAUAUAGUAUAUGUAUCCAUCUAAGUAUGCCUUACGAUACACAUUCCAAAAUACACAUCCUAGAUAAGUAAAUUGCUAUCUGUGAGCAUAUUAUCAUUAUGCCUUUGGUAAUGCAGCAAUUGGAUACAUUUGAUCAGUAAAUGAUUUCAUGAAUUGUUUGACUUUUGUAUCAUCCGUACAACUUUUUAAAAUUGUUAAAUUUUUCUAAAGAACUGUAGAUGCACGGGUAGCUUUUGUACGUCUGAUUUGUUUUAUAAGUAUUGGCUGAAUUGAGCUCUAAGAAGACAAUAUCGUUAGCGGUGUGGGGGGGGGGGAAUAGAUUGAAUAAAGAUAUGUUAACGAAUUGUAGAAUUACUAAUUGCAAUCUUAAUGGUGACUUGGGAGCUCAAAACGCUCAGAGGAAAUAAUUUUAAAAGCCUGUAUGGACAACAGAUGUGCACUUGUUGACAGUACAGUAUGUAAAAUGUUUACACCAAGACAUAGUGGUACUAAUAGCAGAUAGAUUGUUAAGUCAAGUUUGCAUCAUUUGUGUAGUCUUAAUCUCUUGGUAUGUUUUGUUGCUAUAUUGCUGUAUAUGCGGGUGUUUGAUUGUUAGAAUUUUAUAGUUACUGUAAUGCUAUUUAACAUUUCAUCUCGAACAUGUAACGUUAGAGAUAAAAUAUUGUUUCAAAGUUAGUAAAUUAAAGAUAACUAGUUGGUAUACGAGGUCAACAUUGUUAAUUAUCAACAAUGGUUGAUUUGUGUAUGCGUCUUUAAUAUUAAGACAAUAAGUGACGUCAGCAACUUUUAUGAAUUCGAGCACAAUAGGAUGGGGUAGUGGUUAAAGUAAGUGUAUUUAUUUGUCGACACUUUUAACUUGUUUUCUAAAACAACUUUCUAAACAAAUAAUUGAACUACCAAGGAGGUUAAAAAGGGACUACCAAGUAAGUCGACUCCUUACUCCAAGACGUACGUGUAUAGCUAGAGACCAGUAUGCAUCUUUCUGAAAUGACGAUAUCUUGUCUCGCAUUUCCUACUACUUGCAAUUAAAAUGUUUUAUUGUGUAUCCUA